UUAGGUGUGAGGUCAUGAACCCAUUGGUGAUCGUUAAUUUUGAAAGGUUACUUGAGCAAAAUUUUCAUACAAGAUUUAUGUCUAUAUACCAUGUCCUCAUGUCAAUGCAGGUAAACCCUUCUUCGUAUUCUCCUGCUCGUGUUUGUAGCCCAGACUACGAUAACUCUUCUGUCCAGUUUGAUUUGUCUAUGCAGCAGGAAAUUCGUGGAAUCCCGGAUCCGCAUCGUCCACUUCUGAUUCCAAGAAUUUUCGAAGCUAAAUAUAGACACGUCGAUGCUGAUAAAUUGUACUUUACUGAUGGAUCACUUAUAGAGGAAUCAACAGGAUUUGGAGUGUUCAACGAAAUAUCUAGCGCCUUUUACAGCCUCGAGUCACCAUGCUCUGUGUAUAUAGCAGAGUUAGCAGCAAUUCAUUGGGCUUUGGACAGUAUCGCUUCAAGGCCAGUCGGGCACUACUUUAUUGUAACGGAUAGUCUGAGUUCUGUUCAAGCAAUUCACUCAAUAAAACCGGGAAAGCACUCGCCAUACUUCUUCGAGAAGAUACGGGAUAGUUUGAGUGCUUUAUCAAAACGUCGCUUUACCAUCACCUUUGUUUGGGUUCCCUCUCAUUGCUCGAUAGAGGGUAAUGAGAAGGCAGACUCUCUGGCAAAGGUGGGGGCGAUGGAAGGCGACACGUAUCAGCGUGAAAUCGCCUUCAACGAAUUUUACUUUUUAGUUCGAAGAAACUCUCUUGUCAACUGGCAACGCAAAUGGGACGAGGAUGAGGAUGGUCGGUGGCUGCACUCGAUUAUCCCAAGGCAAUUUGUGUAGUUGCGGCCAAGGUUACCACGACAUCGAGCAUAUUGUUUGGUCGUGCGAGGUCCAUCUUGUCGCUAGAACGAAUUUCAUAGACUCCCUUCGGGCCCGAGGAAAACCACCCUAUGUUCCAGUGAGAGAUGUGCUGGCAGUGAUAGACUUGGACUACAUGUUCGAAAUAUAUCUUUUCCUUAAAGCUAUUGAUCUUCGUCUAUAAUUCUUUUUAUUUUCAUAUUUCCCUAUCUAUUUUCUUUUCUUU
This is a messenger RNA of Uranotaenia lowii, 1053 nucleotides long. RefSeq lists its product as uncharacterized. The transcript is spliced from 2 exons. NCBI's taxonomy places the organism in Eukaryota, Metazoa, Arthropoda, Insecta, Diptera, Culicidae. The coding region runs from base 15 to 809 and encodes 264 amino acids. Gene Ontology annotation, molecular function: RNA-DNA hybrid ribonuclease activity; nucleic acid binding. The record is from RefSeq and is a predicted model, not a curated record.